ACUUGGUGUUUGUGUCAGUUUGCUUGUGUUUGUCUGUCAACAAACCAGACGCAACAAUUAGUGUUUUUAUUUAAAAAAAAACAAGUUAUUUAAUUAUUUAUCUUAAUGACUCCAAACUAUAAAUUUAAUGAAGGAGAAAGAGUCCUUUGCUUCCAUGGUCCAUUAAUAUACGAAGCAAAAUGUUUAAAAUCAACAGUAACUAAAGAGAAACAAAUUAAAUAUCUCAUUCAUUACGCGGGUUGGAAUAAAAAUUGGGAUGAAUGGGUGCCAGAAAGUCGUGUUCUUAAGUACAAUGAGGCAAAUGUUCAGAAACAAAAAGACGUACAAAGAGCCUAUGCUUCUCAACAAACGUCUCAAAAAGGAAAGAAAGUAACGGUCGCAUCUAAAACACAAAGUCGAAGUCGAGAGAAUGUUAAAGAAAAAGAUGCUGAAAGUAAUUCCUCAACUCCAAGUUUGCCAAAUGAAAAAAUUAAUAGUCGAUCGGCUAAAAAUAGCGGAUCUAUAACACCAACAUCUAAUGAUUCCUCAUCGGAUGUUCCAAGAAAAAAGAAAAGUCGUUUAGAUCCUUCGAUUGAAACAGAAGAACAAUUUUUGUCAAAGGUCGAAGUUAAAGUAAAACUUCCGGACGAAUUGAAACCUUGGUUGGUAGACGAUUGGGACGCGAUUAGUAGACAAAGGAAAUUAGCAAUUUUACCAGCUCGACACACUGUCGAUCAAAUUCUCGAUGAUUAUGUUAAAUUUAAAACUUCUAGCAAGACAAAUACUCCCAACAAGGAAGUAGCCGUUCUAGAAGUUACGAAAGGUCUGAAGGAAUAUUUCAAUGUAAUGUUAGGAACCCAAUUAUUAUACAGAUGGGAACGUCAACAAUACGGAGAAAUUAUGUCCGAAAAACCAAAUUCCACUCCGAGUCAAAUUUACGGUUCUUUUCAUUUACUGAGACUUUUUGUAAAACUUGGCAGUAUGUUAUCAUAUACGCCACUAGAUGAAAGAAGUAUUCAAUUACUUCUUCUUCACAUUCACGAUUUUCUGAGGUACAUGCACAAAAACAGUAGUUCGCUAUUUAGUCUUCAAGACUACGGCGCUGCUUGCCCGGAAUAUCAUCGUAAAUUUAAUUAACCGCCCGCAAACUGCUAAUAAUUAUUGUCCUUUUGUUUUAAAAAGACUAUAGUUCAAAUUCAAUGACAAUUUGUAUUUUUACAAUUUGACGAAAUAAUUUAUUGAUUACUAUUUAAAUACAAUAGUCUUCUGUAAAUCGUUACUUAUACUAUAAUUAGAAAUUUUAGGAAUAAAAAUAAUGCAAAAACCUUAAUUAACCUUCGUAGAGUAAUUAAAAAUCUUAGAAGUAUAAAAAUCCUAAAUUCUUCUACGUGGAAAUAAUUGUGAAUCUUAGUGUUAAAAUUUAUUCGCAAAUUAAUUUGAUCUAUUUAUUUCAACUAGUUAUUUAUUCAAAAAUUUCCACGACCCCAGACAACAAUUUUUAUUUUAGGAAAAUCAAUUUCUAGUUUAUUGUCUUAGUCUUUGAAUAUAAAAUGAACUUUAAUGUGAUUUUCAAAUUCAAUUAUGUGCCUUCUAAAUUGUAACGUGCGUUACAAAAGAAAUCUAAUUAUUUGAAAAUAAUUUUCCUUAAAUGUCUAAUUUAUUCUCAAUUUAUUCUUCGUUAUUAUUUAAUAAUUAGAUGUUAAAAAUUAGUUUCUAUUAAAAAAAAAAAAUAGAAAAUUGUAGUUAUUUUUAUUAUUACUAUUAUUAUUAAUUUUAAUAUAAUUUUGGUCAUUCAAACGAUUAAGACGAGUCAAAGUUCUAAUUUAUAAGUUCUACGCAAUACGUAAAUUGUAAAACUUUUAUAAAAAAAAGGACGAAAUUGCUAAAUAAAAUUAUUUGCAAAAUA
This is a messenger RNA of Leptopilina heterotoma, 1885 nucleotides long. RefSeq names its product mortality factor 4-like protein 1 (gene MRG15). Gene Ontology annotation, biological process: chromatin organization; regulation of DNA-templated transcription. The record is from RefSeq and is a predicted model, not a curated record. The transcript is spliced from 6 exons. The coding region runs from base 106 to 1116 and encodes 336 amino acids. Gene Ontology annotation, cellular component: nucleus; NuA4 histone acetyltransferase complex. NCBI's taxonomy places the organism in Eukaryota, Metazoa, Arthropoda, Insecta, Hymenoptera, Figitidae.